Clunio marinus is the source of this 303-nucleotide messenger RNA. NCBI's taxonomy places the organism in Eukaryota, Metazoa, Arthropoda, Insecta, Diptera, Chironomidae. The record is from the annotation of a GenBank genome assembly.
AUGUUUAAAAUUAAAAAAUCUAAAAACAACGGGAAAAGGCCUUCAACAUAUCGGCCUGUCUCAAGUGAAUUCUUCACUUCACCGGAAGAAACGUUUAACAUCGAAGGACAAAUCCAGGCCAUGGAUGAACAAAUCAAAAAUUUCUCGAAAAACUCGAAAAUAAACCAGGAAGGGCAUAAAGAAUUUCUACGCCACCAGGAAUAUUUUCUAGAAAGCAAACUAGAAAAUAAUAAAGUUCAAAAGAAGAAAUUGGAAAAGAAAUCAAAACUCUCAAUCAACUCAGCAGGAAGUAGCACUCAAUAG